AUGGCACAUCCCUCACAACUAGGAUUGCAAGACGCGGCCUCCCCUGUUAUAGAAGAACUCCUACAUUUCCACGACCACGCACUAAUGAUUGUCCUCUUGAUUAGCACACUGGUCCUUUACAUUAUUGUGUCAAUGGUCUCUACAAAACUUACUAAUAAAUAUAUUCUAGAUUCCCAAGAAAUUGAGAUUGUAUGAACUAUUCUCCCAGCAGUUAUUCUAAUUUUAAUCGCACUCCCAUCUCUGCGAAUUCUAUACCUUAUAGACGAAAUUAACGACCCGCACCUUACGAUCAAAGCCAUGGGACACCAAUGGUACUGAAGCUACGAAUAUACAGACUAUGAAGAUCUCGGAUUUGAUUCUUACAUGGUCCCCACCCAAGACCUAGUACCGGGACAGUUCCGACUCCUAGAGACAGACCACCGAAUAGUAGUACCAAUAGAGUCCCCGAUCCGAGUUCUCGUAUCAGCUGAAGAUGUAUUGCACUCUUGAGCGGUCCCUGCCUUAGGGGUAAAAAUAGACGCCGUUCCCGGGCGCUUAAACCAAACAGCUUUCAUUGUCUCCCGCCCUGGUGUAUUCUAUGGACAAUGUUCUGAAAUCUGCGGGGCAAACCACAGCUUCAUGCCAAUCGUCGUGGAAGCCGUACCUCUUGUACACUUCGAAAACUGAUCCUCACUUAUACUUGAAGACGCCU
Clupea harengus (Atlantic herring) is the source of this 691-nucleotide messenger RNA. NCBI's taxonomy places the organism in Eukaryota, Metazoa, Chordata, Actinopteri, Clupeiformes, Clupeidae. The record is from the annotation of a RefSeq genome assembly.